Blumeria graminis f. sp. triticale is the source of this 1707-nucleotide messenger RNA. Lineage: Eukaryota; Fungi; Ascomycota; Leotiomycetes; Helotiales; Erysiphaceae. The record is from the annotation of a GenBank genome assembly.
AUGGCUGAGCACCAGCAUAAUCAUUCCAACAGCCCACGUCUAUCUCCAUCAAUGUCGAAUGUUCAGCAAAAAGGUAGUCAAUUUUGCCAAGAAGCCAUUAAUUAUCCCAGUCCUACAUACGGCGACUCACCUUCUUUGGCUCACUACAGCUAUCCCCCUCCAAACCAGUCAGGCCCAGAAUCAUAUCGCGGUAGUCCCACGGAUAGUAGUGGCUCCCUCUCACUUCCAAGUAUGCGUUCGCUCGACCCAUUACAGCAGCAGCAGCAGCAACAAAUGACAACAAACUUGCCUCCUCCAGUCGCACAAAUGGCUGGUGGACCAUACUAUCAGCCAUCCCCCCAAGGCCUCCCUCAGUAUCCUAAUGUUACGUCUGAUCCCACUGGUCAAAAUGUGCGCUUCGCUCUACCUGCAAAUGAAUCGCGACAAGUUAGCGGUGGUCGGCAUAAAAAGGAAAUCAAGCGACGAACCAAAACGGGAUGUCUAACAUGUAGAAAACGUCGCAUCAAGUGCGAUGAACAACAUCCAGCCUGUCGCAACUGUCAAAAGUCAAAGCGAGAGUGCUUAGGUUACGACCCGAUAUUCAAACAACAACCAGGCCCAGCCGCAAUCCAGCCUGCACCAAGCACUGCGCCCUCUAUCAGCGGCAUAGCUGUAUCUUCCAAUCCAUACGGGAAUCAACCACAUAUCCUAGGCGGUGGAUACGGUGUAACAAGUAUGACAUUCGAUACGCCUCUGUCUGGUGGCUCACCGGUAUCAGGUCAAGGGUUUGACUAUACCUCAGCCAUUGAUCCUGCUCUUGAGGGAGUAGGCCCAUCCGUAACCUCGACUGGAAUAUAUACGACAACCAUUCCAGCAAAGCGAACUAUCGAAGAAUUAUUAUCCAUGGGCGGGCCAACACCUCCACGAGCAUCUGCUGACUUUGCGAAUUCUCAUACCUCAUUAGAUGAAAUUAAGCACCUAUUCUACAGCAUCUACAUUCCUGGGCUAGAAAACUUUCUCGAGACGAAAUGGUUUUCCGGUAAGGGCCUUGCUAAGCUUCUGGAAAGCAAACAUCUUCUGGACCAGUUCUCCGCACUUAUUCAGCAGUUCGCAAAGACUAAUCAGAAUGACCCAAAGGAGAUUCAGUAUACAUCAAGCGUUGAGGCCAGGGUUGUCUGGGCCCUGGCCGGUAUGGUUCGAUCGACAGCAGCAGAAAUCGGUGGUAUGAAAGAAAUAAAGACAGUACCAGCUACUGAUGACCCGGUUGAAGCUAGUAAUCGUUUGGACAUUUUUGAAAUCCUUUUGACCGGAAGAGUCGCGGCCCAAAACUCCCUCACAGCACCUGUCCCAGGAAGCACUGAUCACCAUCGACUUCGAGAACUUGAAUUCUGGUACACAAUGGGAAAUUUUGUAACUCUGCCAUAUGAAAAUGCAGCAGCUGCUAAAGACGUUGAUGAGACGUUGGCUGCACUCCGAAAUCUACUUGAUGGCCGAGAGAAUAGGGACGUAUUAUACUCCAUUGCUGUCGCUCGUGGACUGGGACAGAGAGUUUCAGUGUAUACAGAUACUGACACGCCUCUUCAUCUUGAUGAGAGUGAUAACAAGAGCAAACUUCUAGUAGCUAAAAAAUUCGUAUCUGAUGAGGCAGCUGGUGCGGGUACGACUAAUGUAAUUCGAAGAUUAUGCGAUUUAGCAUCACGAUCAUGGUCUGCUCCUACAUCGAAGUAA